Messenger RNA from Capsella rubella, 1981 nucleotides. Its product is annotated as DUF724 domain-containing protein 10. Lineage: Eukaryota; Viridiplantae; Streptophyta; Magnoliopsida; Brassicales; Brassicaceae. The transcript has 5 exons. Bases 29 to 1792 code for a protein of 587 amino acids. The record is from RefSeq and is a predicted model, not a curated record.
UUCUUCUUUACUGUGAGUAAAAUCAAGCAUGGGGAGACUGUUCUCAAGUGAAAAGCUAUCCCUGCGAGAAGGCUGUGAAGUCGAAGUCUCUUACAAUAACAAUGUCAUUGAAGGCGUUUGGUUCAAAGCCAUUAUCGAGGCAAAACCGCCAACGAAUCCCAGUUCUGUAUCCAAGGAACUCUUUGUUCGGUUGCUUAAGGAUGACUCUUCCACUCCUCUUUGCGAAAUCAUACACAAAGCCUCGAUUCGACCCAUUCCCCCAAAAAGUGUGCAAGCUCUCAUCGAUAUCGAGAUAGGCACCAUCGUCGACGCUGAUUAUAAACAAGCGUGGUGGACUGGUUUUGUGGUCAAAGAGAUUAGUGAUGGCAAGUGUUUUGUGUUCUUUGAUUCACUCUCUGAUAUCAUUCUGUUUGAUAGAAAGCAUUUGAGGCCUCAUCUUGAGUGGGUCGAUAAGCAGAUAUCCUCAUGGUGGUUCACUGAAUCAACACGAAAUUCAGAGUUCUUGAAGCGGUUGGCUGAGGAGCCUAUGUUUAGUCCUGGAACAAUGGUGGAAUUGAGCUCUAAGAGAAAUGGAGAUGAGGUGGUUUGGGUUCCUGCUAUGGUUAUUAAAGAGUUUAAAGAGGAUGAUGGUGAUGACUAUAAAUAUAUUGUCAAGGAUAUGCCUUUGAUCGGCAAGAGUUAUGAGUCAAGACCCACCAAAACUGUCGAUUUGCGUAGUCUUAGGCCUAUACCGCCUUCCAUUCGGGUUGAAGAGUAUCAGUUGGAGGAAUUCAUAGAGGUGUAUAAUGAUGGUAUUGGUUGGCGUCAAGGACGAUUUAUGGAAAAUCAAGUACUAGUGAUGGGAAGUCUCUCUCAGAAAUGGUGUGUAUUGCUUAUGGAGGCUACAAAGAAGAAAAUGAUGUUCAAAAAAUCGGAUCUUAGGCCUUUGAAGGUGUGGGAAGAUGGCGUUUGGAAGAAAAGGGAAUUGUCUUCAACUCAGGGACCAGGAGAUGAGAUGGGUGAGUCUGUGAUGAAUGGAAAUGAAUUCGAUCCACCUGUAACUCCACCUCCGGGGAUAACUACAACACCGUUGAAACAGAUAGAGGCUGAAACUCAAAGAAAGAUAUUCUCCAAGAAGCCACUUCCAAGGAUCCAGAGGGGUUCGGGAAACGACUCAACACGAGAGAAUGAAAAUAGCAAAGAUAUUAAUCGAAAGAGGAAAAGAGAAGAUAACAUUUGCUCUGUUGCUCGUGUUGAGGAAGACAAAGCAAAGGAUACAACAAUGGUUUUGCCCUUUGAGAAGAAGUUACCAAUUUGGAAGACACUUGAAUCAAUGGAGGUAUUUAAAACAGUCCCACAAAGUCCUCAUUUCAGCUUAUUGGCAGAGACUAGAGAAGAAUCCCGUGAAAUGUUAGCGGUUGGUAUGAUGCUUACCUUUUCUGGUUUACUUGAGGAAGUUAAACUUCUGCCACUCAGCGAGACCAUAAGCUCAUUUAUAAGCGUCAGUAAGUCCUUGGCUGAGUUAGAGAAACACGGGUUCAAUGUAAAAGCAGCUCAGCUGCGGAUCUAUAAGCUGUUGACAAUUAAAAGUAUGCAAUCAAAGAAAAAGGAGGAACUCAAAGGCGCCAAGAAAGCGACCGCAGAGAAAGAGAGUGCAAAGGUUGAGAACGAGCGUAAGAUUCUCGAGCUGCAAAGGUUGAAUGAGGAGAUGGAGAAAGAGAUAGCUCAGAGUAAGUCAUGUGAAGCAAAGAUUGUCCAACAGCUUGAUGUUGUGAAGCUUGAGUUCCAGGCAACUACAUCGGCUCCGUGGUAGAAAAAGCAUUAUAUGAUCAUCUCUCUAUAAUGCAAUUAGAUUAUAUGCAGACAAAAAACACUUCGUUGGCCCUUUUGGAUGAUGAAUGGAUGUUUAGUCUCAACUUUUUGUGUUGUUCAGUGACACAAAUGGAAUGAUUAUGCUUAUUAGGGGUUUAUGUAUCUCUGUGAGUGGAUGAAAUUUUUAUUU